This is a messenger RNA of Scutellospora calospora, 541 nucleotides long. Lineage: Eukaryota; Fungi; Glomeromycota; Glomeromycetes; Diversisporales; Gigasporaceae. The record is from the annotation of a GenBank genome assembly.
CCGUUACCUGAAGGUCUUUUAUUUCUCGCAUUUGACAAUGAGCAAAAAGGACAGAAGAAUUAUUUAGAUCGAGGGUUUAAUAUGGCAUAUGAUUCUCUUAGUAAAUCACAGUUUGAUGAAAUUUUUAGUGUCGAUACCCAGAUGCAGGAAGUCAUCGACGAGGAGUUACAUUCUUAUCUUUCUGGGAUUCUAGAAUUAUUGUCAGAAGGAAAAUUAUCAUCUACCAACGCUAUUGAUUCUUUUGUAGCAUCUACUUCGACCAAUACAGCCAAGAUGAAAACAUGUCUUAGUUGCAAUAUGCAAAACAUCGAAAAUCGAAAAAAAAUAUGUCUAAAUUGUAAAACGCAACUACCAACGUUGGCUGAAAUCCAAAAAGAGAAAGUAAUAGAAAUUGCAAAUAGCUUAACUGACCAACUAAGUAGUCCUCUAAUUUUCAGAUCUUACAAGACUAAUGAAGAACAAAGUGUUACGUCUGUUCCUAAGAUCAGUCUUACUCAGCAAGUUACUGAUCAAAGAAUUGAUAUCCCAAAUAUUUAUACCU